GCAGCCCCUAAGAUGGCGGAGAGGGGGACGGUGAAGGUUGUCGCCUGCCCGUCCGGGCUCUAAUCUGCCGUGUCCCCGUCCCCCCGGCGGCCAGCCCAUGGCCUGGCGGAGGCCCGGACCAUGGACCUCCGCACCGCCGUGUACAACGCCGCCCGCGACGGCAAGCUGCAGCUGCUCCAGAAGCUGCUCAGCGGCCGGAGCCGGGAGGAGCUGGACGAGCUGACGGGCGAGGUGGCCGGCGGGGGGACGCCGCUGCUCAUCGCCGCCCGCUACGGCCACCUGGACGUCGUGGAGUACCUGGUGGACCGGUGCGGCGCGAGCGUGGAGGCCGGCGGCUCGGUGCACUUCGAUGGCGAGACCAUCGAGGGCGCGCCGCCGCUGUGGGCCGCCUCGGCCGCCGGCCACCUGGACGUGGUGCGGAGCCUGCUGCAACGCGGGGCCUCCGUGAACCGCACCACGCGCACCAACUCCACGCCCCUGCGCGCCGCCUGCUUCGACGGCCACCUGGAGGUGGUGCGCUACCUGGUGGGCGAGCACCAGGCCGACCUGGAGGUGGCCAACCGGCACGGGCACACGUGCCUCAUGAUCUCGUGCUACAAGGGCCACCGCGAGAUCGCCCGCUACCUGCUGGAGCAGGGCGCCCAGGUGAACCGGCGCAGCGCCAAGGGCAACACGGCCCUGCACGACUGCGCCGAGUCCGGCAGCCUGGAGAUCCUGCAGCUGCUGCUGGGCUGCAACGCCCGCAUGGAGCGCGACGGCUACGGCAUGACCCCCCUACUGGCAGCCAGCGUGACGGGCCACACCAAUAUCGUGGAGUACCUCAUCCAGGAGCAGCCUGGCCAGGAGCAGGCCGCCGGGGGAGAGGCCCGACCAGGGCUGUCCUCAGAAGGUCCCUCCACCAGCCAGGGGUGUGUGCAGCCCCAGGGGGCUCAUCACUGCAGCUCUUCCCUGGAGGAACCCCUGAACGGUGAAUCUUACGAAUGCUGUUGCCCCACCAGCCGGGAAGCUGCUGUGGAAGCCUUGGAAUUGCUAGGAGCCACGUAUGUGGAUAAGAAGCGAGAUCUGCUGGGAGCCCUUAAACACUGGCGACGGGCCAUGGAGCUGCGUCACCAGGGGGGCGAAUACCUGCCCAAACCUGAACCCCAGCAGCUGGUCCUGGCCUAUGACUAUUCCAGAGAGGUGAACACCACAGAGGAAUUGGAAGCGCUGAUCACUGACCCGGAUGAGAUGCGCAUGCAGGCCCUGUUGAUCCGGGAACGCAUCCUGGGCCCCUCUCACCCGGACACUUCCUAUUAUAUCCGUUACCGAGGCGCAGUGUAUGCUGAUUCCGGCAAUUUUGAGCGCUGCAUCCGCUUGUGGAAGUAUGCCCUGGACAUGCAGCAGAACAACUUGGAGCCCCUGAGCCCCAUGACCGCCAGCAGCUUCCUGUCCUUUGCUGAACUCUUCUCUUACGUGCUGCAGGACCGGGCGGCCAAGGGCAGCCUAGGCACACAAAUCGGCUUUACAGACCUCAUGGGGGUGCUCAGCAAAGGGGUCCGGGAAGUGGAGCGGGCCCUGCAGCUGCCCAAGGAACCUGGGGACUCAGCCCAGUUCACCAAGGCCCUGGCCAUCAUCCUCCACCUGCUCUACUUGUUGGAGAAAGUAGAGUGCACCCCCAGCCAGGAGCACCUGAAGCACCAGACGGUCUACCGCCUGCUCAAGUGUGCGCCCAGGGGCAAGAACGGUUACACCCCCUUGCACAUGGCCGUGGACAAGGAGACCACAAAUGUGGGUCGCUACCCAGUGGGCAGAUUCCCCUCCCUGCAUGUGGUCAAAGUGCUGCUGGACUGUGGGGCUGACCCGGACAGCAGGGACUUUGACAACAACACCCCACUGCACAUAGCAGCCCAGAACAACUGCCCGGCCAUCAUGGAUGUCCUCAUCGAAGCCGGGGCCCACAUGGACGCCACCAACGCCUUCAAGAAGACAGCCUAUGAGCUGCUGGACGAGAAGCUGCUGGCCAAGAGUAGCAUGUUGCCCUUCAACUAUGUAACCCUGCAGUGCCUUGCUGCCCGGGCCUUGGACAAGAACAAGAUCCCCUACAAGGGCUUCAUCCCAGAAGAGCUGGAGGCUUUCAUCGAACUGCACUAACCUGCUUAGGGCGUUAUACCCUCGUCUCUCCCCCCGUGUUCUCAGAAGGGAGAGGUGGGGAAGGUGUGAGCAGAUGCUCGCCUUUGCCUUCUCUAAAUGGGCACCAAACAGGAGAAGGGCUCUUCCACCUAACGUCCCCUUCACCUGUAGACAGGGAAGACAGUGUCAGCAAGCUGUUGGUGCUAGAAGCCUUCAGAUCCUGUGCUAGGAGGACUGUUUGUCUCCAGGAGCGCACCCACCCAUCCUGAGUUGGGAAAAGAUGCAAGACCUUCCCUGCAUCCCCUCUGCCUAGGUUCAGAGGCCUUUGCCUUCUUGCCCAGAGGCAGAGGGACUACCCGCCUUCCCUGCUGGAAACACAGGAAGAGGUGGAGGGUCAGUCCACCCUUCCUUGCCCCUUACAAGGCCGAGUGCACCCAGCUGCUGCAUACAGUGUUAGGACUGGGGGCUCCCAAGGUUGCAAGUUCAAAAGUCAAGAAGCAAGAACACCUCUCAUUUCUUCCAGCACUCCACAGUCACAGGCAUGCACGUGGGCAGGGCUGUGCCCGGGGCAGCCUGCCACUUAUGUAGCUUUCAGUUGGUUUGAUGUUCUGUUUAUUUCAUAGGUGGGCAGGUUACAAGCUCUGCACAGAAGUUCUGAGAUUUUGCUGCCAGUUUUUGUUUUUUUGGUUUUUCUUUUUUAAGGAAUUUUGCUUGUCAGACUCCGUAAGUUAAUUUCAAGCAAUGAGCAUUUGGGGGUGUCUGAGAUGCCCGAGACUGUCAGGGAGUGAGCUUUGUUGUGUGAAGAAUCUGGCAAGCAAGGUAAAAGCCCUCGGGAUUGGUCCCUAAAACGUGCGUGAUGUACAUUUUUGUAAAACUUUGCCCUUUGGCCUUUUACAGGCCCUCCAGCUUCCCAUUCUCAUUUAGAAAGACAACUGUUUUCCCCAGCAAGGAACAGGUCAAGUGCCACAGGAGCGAUAAAGCUUGACACCACCGUGCCACCCAGGAAGAACUAGCAUGGUUGGUUGGGGUUUGGGUUGUCACGGUUUCCAAAUCAAAACUUCAGGCCAAUUCAGCCUCGCAAAUCACAUACAGUCUCCUGUUUUGUGGCGGACAUAUCCCUGAGUGGCCCUAGCCAUUUUUCAGCUGCUCUGAGGACCUGAAUUCAGGUCUUCCAGAGAAAAGCCCGCACGUGGCACGAACUCAGAAAAUCCACUAAGACACAGUGGAUGUCAAGCCCAAGUUGCUGAUUAAAGUUUGCACAAAAUCUUGGUUUCCCAUCACUCAGGGUGUCGGUGCUAGAGGAUCUGCCCCAGCAAGAUUUGUCUCAGGAGUGAGGCCACCAAGGGCCUGGCAGACAGGAGCAGAUUCUUGGUGUGUCGGAAGCAGAAGGGAACCAGCUGCCCCAACAGCUCAGCAGGAAGGUCGAGUCCAGGAAAGGAGCUUCUCUCUCUCCCCGCAGCCACCUCAUGUGGCAGCCACAGACGGGCCCCCGAGAGGUGACAGUGGGGACCUGGAUGUCUUGCCCCUUGAAGGAAGCUAGCUCUCGUUUGGAUUUGCAGUGUUAAUUAGGAAAUUAUUUAUUUACAAGACAAGGUUUGAACUUGGUCAAGGUGGGAAGCAUAGUUCCUGUCCCUUCCAAAGCACAGAACAGAGAAGUGAGACCAUUUCCAUUGUAAGUCUCAGUGCUGAUAUUUAAGUCAUUAAAGAAAAGGUAUUUGAA
Cynocephalus volans (Philippine flying lemur) is the source of this 3829-nucleotide messenger RNA. RefSeq names its product fem-1 homolog A (gene FEM1A). The coding region runs from base 121 to 2130 and encodes 669 amino acids. Gene Ontology annotation, molecular function: protein binding. The record is from RefSeq and is a predicted model, not a curated record. The transcript has a single exon. NCBI's taxonomy places the organism in Eukaryota, Metazoa, Chordata, Mammalia, Dermoptera, Cynocephalidae.